AUGGCUUCCAAUAUGACAUUCCUAAUCCAUGUUUUAGUAUUUGUGAGUUUAUGUUCAUGGAGCAUUGAAGUGAGUGAAGCAGGGCGUUAUCUCCAAAAAGUACCUAGGAUCCCUCAUGCAAUUGGUGUCAAAACUUCUAUUCCACCUAACACUUUAGGUCACAUCCUUAAUAUUCCUGAUAUUCCUUCCAUUCCUCCAGUUAUUAGCAUACCUCCUGUUGGUUUGACAACUUCUAUUUCACCUACCACUUCACAUCUCAUCCCUAAUAUUCCUGAUAUUCCUUCCAUUCCUCCAGUUAGUUCGAAAACUUCUAUGACACCUAUUACUAUUCCUCUCAUCCCCAAUAUUCCUGAUAUUCCUUCAGUUCCUCCGGUUAGUUCAACAACCUCUAUUUCACCUACCACUUCGCGUCACAUCUCUAAUAUUCCUAACAUUCCUUCCAUUCCUCCAGUUAUUGGCAUGCCUCCAAUUGGUUCAAUAAGUUCUAUUCCACCUACCACUUCGCGUCUCAUCCCCAAUAUUCCUGAUAUUCCUUCCACUCCUCCAGUUCGUUUGAUAACUUCUAUUCCACCUACCACUUCUAAUAUUCCUCCCAUUCUUCCAGGUAUUCGCAUGCCACUAGUUGGUUCGAUAACUUCUCUUCCAUCUGCCAGUUCGCGUCUCAUCCCUAAUAUUCCUAGUAUUCCUUCCUUUCCUUCAGUUAUUAGUAGACCCCCAGUUGGUUCGAUAACUCCUACUCCACCUACCACUUCCGCCUCUCGUCCCCAAUACUCCUAA
This is a messenger RNA of Benincasa hispida (wax gourd), 777 nucleotides long. The record is from RefSeq and is a predicted model, not a curated record. Lineage: Eukaryota; Viridiplantae; Streptophyta; Magnoliopsida; Cucurbitales; Cucurbitaceae.